Frankliniella occidentalis (western flower thrips) is the source of this 465-nucleotide messenger RNA. Its product is annotated as lipase 3-like. The coding region runs from base 25 to 465 and encodes 146 amino acids. The record is from RefSeq and is a predicted model, not a curated record. The transcript has 2 exons. NCBI's taxonomy places the organism in Eukaryota, Metazoa, Arthropoda, Insecta, Thysanoptera, Thripidae.
CGGAAGAACAACGCCCUGGCCUUGAUGCUGGCCGACGCCGACUACGACGUGUGGCUCGGCAACUUCCGGGGCAGCUUCUACGGGCGCCGGCACAAGACCCUCAGGGCGGCGGACCCCAAGUUCUGGGACUUCAGCUUCCACGAGAACGGCGUGCACGACGUGGCCGGCACCCUCGACUACGUGGCGCGCGCGACGGGUCAGGACUCGGUGCUGUACGUCGGCCACUCCAUGGGCGGCACCGCGCUGCUGGCGCUGCUGGCCGAGCGCCCGCAGUACAACGCCCGCGUGCGCGCCGCCUUCCUGCUCGCGCCCGCCGCCUACUUCCACUACGUCCGCGGCAGCUUCAAGCAGACCCGGCGGCGCAUGCGCUGGGGCUACGUGAGUAUCACGUCCUUAUUCCUGAGAUAUGGGCCAAAAGCCGGCGACAUCGGCAUGAUGAGCUCUAUGACCUUGCCUAACUUUUAG